AGUUCCCAAGUUGGUUGGAAAGAGACGGGACAGCCUGCUGUAUCUCUCACCUUCUCCGGGGUCUGGAGUAAAGUUCCCCAACACGGAGACGGGCGAAGCCUCUGGGGGGGCCAUGUCUGGGGGCGGUGCUGCCAACAACAGUUGGACCAUCCUCACAUCUGAGGAGACAGUUGCUGAAACCCUGAGGCCCCUUGAGGAGGGAGCAAAGCAGCAUGAAGAGAGCCACACAUCUGCCACAGGACCUGGAGAAACAAAUCAGCCUCCAAAUAGCGCCGAGUCUGCAGAAGAAAGACUCCCAGAGGAGGGUUACCUAGUUUCUGAAGAUCAAAAUGCAGAUUCCAACUCAAAUCCUCCAUCUGUGGAUGCCUCUGGCACCUUGGACAAUGGUAUUAUUGAGAGCAAAACUGAGGGACUGACAAGGUCUUCCCCUGAGCCAGAUUCGUCCUCUGACUCCUACACCCUUCUGACGCCUUCCCAAGAUGGGCCCCCAGACUCACUGCUCAGCACAGAGACUCUUGGAGGUGCAGAGUUUUCACCGGCAGAAGAGGAACUUCGACUCGACGAAACGCUUCAUCUGCAAAAUAAAGAGGUGCCAAACCAAGAGGGACAGCAGUCCGGAACUGGUGAAAGGACAGACGAGGGAGAGUCGGUGGAGAGGAGGAGAAAGUCUCUCCUGGAGCAGAUUGGGCGAAAAGAAGAGGAGGAAGAAGAAGUGGAAGAAGAAUUUCAGGUGCCACAGCGAGAGAAUGACGGCAUGUUCUCUCUUAACAAAUGCAUCCUGGCUGCUCUCAUUCUGUUGGGGCUCGGCACCGUCUUUUUCUCUGGUGUCUUCAUGGACUUCGAUGAGGAGGGUGACUAUACAACAAGGGAACUGAAGGAUACAGAAGCACCAGGGAAACAGGAGUGGCUUAGUCCCGAAGUAGCUCCAGGUUUAGAUCACAACAGCUCUGAGCUCCUUAAUAAGUUAGCAGAAGGGAACCAGCAGAUUUCUGCACUACAAGCUCAGCUUCAGGUGUGACUCCAUUCUCUAAAAGUAGCCAAGGAGCAGGCAGGAGGAGAGGAGCAGCGGCUGCUCUGGGAGGAGGUGGAGAAGGAAAACAGUAGGUUGAAGACAGAGAUUGCAUCUCUCCCUGCCCUUCAGAAAGAGAACGACAGGAUGAAGAAAGAGCUGGAGUCUGUCCCGGCCCUACAGAAAGAGCUAGAAACCCUGAGAUCCACUGUGACAAACUUAAAACUCUCCCCAGCAGCCGGCGAUGCUGAUCAAGCCGGCAUGAAACACUCUACAUCACCACCUAGUGACCAAACAGAAGACGGCAGGCAGGAUUCAGCUGGAAAACAGCAACAGAAGACUUGGGGAGAUCAGAGGCUGAAGAAAGAUCCAAAUAGGGUUAAAUAUGAAAUACAUGACAAAAAACAGCAGAAGGGGAAAGAUAAGUCUGUUGGGAAGGAAGGAAAUGGAAAAGAGCUUAAAAAGGGAGAUAAAGUGGAGUGGAAGAAGGGAAAACUUGAACAUGGGAAGCUUGAGAAUGACACUAAGCCAGGUAAGCAAGAAGCAAGUGAUGAGGCAAGUCCUUGGAAGCAGAAAGAGUUAAAGAGAAAAGGAGGAAGAGGAGAUAACGGUAGACCCCUGGACAAGGAAGGUAGGAAGUUGAAGGAAGACAGAGACCGGAAAAAGGGAAACUUUGAGAAAGUACAUGAACAUAAAGAAUGGACAGGUAAGGAGAAAGAGGAGUGGCGAGGAGGGAAGCAUCGCGAUCAGAAGAUGAAAGGAGAGAUGGAGUGGAAGAAAGGGAAACAUGGAGGCAAAGAAAAGCAGGAGAGAAAAGAUUGGAAGGAGAAAGGCGAUAAGAAAGACCCUGAGUGGAGAAAAAUUGGUAAGGAAGGGAAAGGAAAGGGUGAGAGGAAGCAGUGGGACAAUAGCAAAAGUCAGGCUAAAGAAAGGACGGUGGAUGAGAGGAAAGAGUGGAAUGAAUAUGAGAGGAAGAGCAAAAACGAAGAAGAGAAGAACUUUAGGAGGAAGGAUGAGACUUCAGAACAGUUUAAGAUCAAAAACAAACUGAAGCAUAAUGUAGACUGGGAAAAAGACCAGUCACACUCCCUUAAAAACAAAGAAGACAAACAUGAAUUUCCAGGUGAUCAUGGCCACAAGGAAGAGCACUUGUAUGGUGAGCGAAAGCCCCAUCACACCCACCCCAAACCCUCCAUAGGACAACCAGAAUACUGGCUCCAACAGAGACGACGCCUCCAACACGACCCCAAACCACCGCAGCAGUGCGACACGCUGGAAACCUGCGCCCAGGCGGAGGGGCUCCGCCCUGUCUCGUUAUCACAGUUCGACUCUGUACUGCAAACCUAUCUGACCAAGAUAGAGGAGGCCGGAGUCGAUGGAUCCAAAACAUCAGAGCUCAGAAAGAUCGCCUUGGAGUUUUUCCAGGAUGGGAUGUUUGUGCACAACCAGAGGAGCUUCCAGGACUUUGUGGACGAUUUGUCGGAUAUUUUGGAAGACAUGGUGGAGGAUGGUGAUGAGAAAGAUGGUGACCUAGAGGAUGAAAUGGAAGGGUUUGAAAAGGAAGUCCUGAAAAUGUUUUCACUUCCAGGUGGCAGGGAGAAGGAGAAGAGGAUUAAAGGUGAAUGGAGGAAGGAGAACAGACAAGAACGUGGCUGAUUAUGAUUUGAUAGGCUGGAGGACAUACUUUGUUUAAGACCAUAAUUACUUCAAUGUUU
Molecule: messenger RNA, 2724 nt
Organism: Poeciliopsis prolifica (blackstripe livebearer)
Lineage: Eukaryota; Metazoa; Chordata; Actinopteri; Cyprinodontiformes; Poeciliidae
Gene: pbxip1b
Product: pre-B-cell leukemia homeobox interacting protein 1b
Source: RefSeq, a predicted model, not a curated record